AAGCUAUUGAUCGUGACUGUAACUGAUGCACUGACUAAGUAAAAUUUUUGACGGAUUGCUGUAUGAGCUUUUGAAAUUCGCGAACUUAGAAAUAAACUUCAUUAUGCCUGAUUAUUUAGGUGAUGAUAUGAGAAAAACCAAAAGUGAUGAAAAAGAAGAAAAAGUUGAUGAUGUCAAAGCUCUGGAUGAAGGCGAUAUUGCUUUGUUGAAAACUUACGGAGUUGGACAGUAUAGCAAAGCUAUAAAGCAGGUUGAAGAUGACAUUCAGGGAAUUCUAAAAAAAGUGAAUGAAUUGACAGGCAUCAAAGAAUCUGACACGGGUCUUGCACCUCCAGCACUGUGGGAUCUUGCAGCAGAUAAACAGACCCUUCAAAAUGAGCAGCCAUUACAAGUAGCCAGAUGUACUAAAAUCAUAACCACAGAUUCUGAUGAACCAAAAUAUAUCAUAAAUGUAAAACAAUUUGCAAAAUUUGUGGUUGAUUUGGCAGAUUCAGUUGCUCCUACUGAUAUUGAAGAAGGAAUGCGUGUUGGAGUUGACAGGAACAAAUAUCAGAUCCACAUUCCACUUCCCCCUAAGAUUGACCCAACUGUCACAAUGAUGCAAGUAGAAGAAAAGCCAGAUGUCACAUAUAGCGAUGUUGGAGGUUGCAAAGAACAGAUUGAAAAACUGAGAGAAGUUGUAGAGACUCCACUAUUACAUCCUGAAAAAUUUGUAAAUCUUGGUAUUGAGCCCCCAAAAGGGGUUUUGCUCUUUGGACCUCCUGGUACUGGAAAAACAUUAUGCGCAAGAGCAGUUGCAAACCGAACAGAUGCCUGCUUUAUCCGAGUAAUUGGCUCCGAGUUGGUUCAGAAAUAUGUUGGUGAAGGUGCAAGAAUGGUUCGAGAACUAUUUGAAAUGGCUAGGAAUAAGAAAGCAUGUCUAAUUUUCUUUGAUGAAAUUGAUGCAAUUGGAGGUGCUAGGUUUGAUGAUGGGGCUGGAGGUGAUAAUGAGGUGCAAAGAACAAUGCUUGAGCUUAUCAAUCAACUUGACGGAUUUGAUCCCCGUGGUAACAUAAAAGUUUUGAUGGCCACAAACAGACCAGAUAUAUUGGAUCCUGCUCUGAUGCGACCUGGUAGAUUGGAUAGAAAGAUUGAAUUUGGCUUACCAGAUUUAGAAGGAAGAACACACAUUUUUAGAAUUCAUGCACGAUCAAUGAGUGUGGAACGAGAUAUCAGAUUUGAGCUGCUUGCUCGUCUAUGCCCGAACAGUACAGGGGCCGAAAUCCGAAGUGUCUGUACUGAAGCUGGGAUGUUUGCUAUAAGAGCGCGGCGUAAAAUUGCGACUGAAAAAGACUUUCUUGAAGCAAUAAACAAAGUCAUCAAAUCAUAUGCUAAAUUUAGUGCUACUCCUCGUUAUAUGACUUAUAAUUAGUUUUAAAGAGUUGUAUUUUGUGUGUGAUAUCAUAUGUAUCUCGAAAAAUAAAACAAACUUUCUGUAUUCAUGUUUUCUAUAAAA
Uloborus diversus is the source of this 1495-nucleotide messenger RNA. It is a transcript of the gene Rpt1, whose product is annotated as 26S proteasome regulatory subunit 7. Gene Ontology annotation, cellular component: proteasome regulatory particle, base subcomplex. The record is from RefSeq and is a predicted model, not a curated record. Lineage: Eukaryota; Metazoa; Arthropoda; Arachnida; Araneae; Uloboridae. Gene Ontology annotation, molecular function: proteasome-activating activity; ATP hydrolysis activity; ATP binding. Gene Ontology annotation, biological process: proteasome-mediated ubiquitin-dependent protein catabolic process.